UAUAUAUACGCUCACAUAUAUGCACACGUAUACGUUUGCGCGUUAUACGCGCGACGUCGUCGACGCCUAGCAGGCAGCAGCGAUUCCCUCGACCGCCACCGCGCGUACCGCAUUAUAAAAUAUCGCGCGCGCGGCGCAUAUAACGGCGGCGACGGAAAAAUUUAUUAUUAUUGUUGUUGUUGUUGUUGUUGUAUUGUUCUACAACCGCAGUCGCAGUCCGAGCGUCGCGUCAAAAACUGCGCACGUCGUCACACGGUCGCGCAUUCGCGUAACACGCGCGUAACGCAACGUCGCACAAAAUAUUUUGACAUCGCUUGCCGCGCACGUUGUGCACUGCAGGUCGUCGUCGUGGAACGUCUCUGUCUCGUUGCAGUGUUCUUAGGUUUCCGCGUCAAAAAUAACGGCUCGCGAUCUCGCGUACUGAUAAUAGUAAUAAUAAUAAUAAUAAUAAUAAUAAUUUAAAACCUGUAAACGUCGUUAUAUUAUUAUAAUAUCAUAAAUCGUUUUGGUCGUGUGAUGUACACAAAUAUUAUUGUUAUAAUAUUAUACGCGCGACGCUGUUGAGCUCGACCGAAGUAGUCGCGCGCCGUCCGGACAUUUACGGUCGUCACCGACAUGAAAAAGGCUGCGAGCAAAGUGCGCGACGAAAAGCUGUUGGCCGCGGUGCGUGAUCGACCGGUGCUCUACGAUCAGUCAAUUCACGUGUUCAAAGACUAUGGCGCCAAGAACGCCGCGUGGAAAGAAGUGGCCUCCGCCGUGGUCGGUUCUCAGGACAAACAGGCCGUUGAACGGUUGAAAGUCCGUUGGAAAACCCUACGGGAUGGUUUUGUCAGGCAUUUGAAGAAGAAAAAGACGAUGGAAAUGUAUACUGCGGCGGCAGCCAUGCGCCCGUACAAGCUAGAAAGACAAAUUUCGUUCCUGUUGCCGCAUGUGUCUUUCCGCGACGAGGACGACAACGGCGGUAGCAACGACGAUGAGGACACUUCUUCGCUGCUGAUUACCGACAUCAAGACCAAUGAAUGCGAAUCAUCAGCGUAUGAUCAACAGACAACUACCGAAAUGCUCUACGAACAAUCUAAUAUAGACAAAGCGUGCAACGAACACGAAGCCUUGGACCGCUCUAUACAUUUCCUAUGCGACCAACGGUAUAAACAGGCAGCCGCCACUAAUUACAAAUUGGAAGACAUGGAUUCGGUGGACGCAUUUUUCCAUGCCAUGGCACAAACAGUCAAACAGUUGAAACCCAUCACUGUGGCAAAGAUCAAAAGAGCAGUGUCGAUCAUUGUGUCAAAUGCAGAAAUCGAAGAAAUGGAAACUGUCCCGUGCGGAAGGUUUCCUAUGACCAUUCCUAUCACAAAUGAAUCUAAAAAGUAGAAUUGAAAGUAUUAUGUUAUGUUUGUACAAAAAAUAAAAUUAUGUAUUAUAAAAUUAUUUACAUAUUUACACUAUAAGGAUUUUAUAUUAAACAUAAUAUUUAAGUAUACAAUUUUCAAUGUUAAACUUGAUAAAUGAUAAGAAUA
Messenger RNA from Melanaphis sacchari, 1520 nucleotides. RefSeq lists its product as uncharacterized. Lineage: Eukaryota; Metazoa; Arthropoda; Insecta; Hemiptera; Aphididae. The transcript has 3 exons. Gene Ontology annotation, cellular component: transcription regulator complex; nucleus. Gene Ontology annotation, biological process: regulation of transcription by RNA polymerase II. The record is from RefSeq and is a predicted model, not a curated record. The coding region runs from base 616 to 1374 and encodes 252 amino acids.